AUGGAAGAAUCACAACGCAAUCCUGUGCCCGAGAGUAACUUGGUCCGAACAGAGCAAGUCAUUGAGGCCACAAGUGAGGAGGUUGCCAAGAGCCAGGAAUUGAUGCAGGCUGUGGCUGAAGGCAAGGUUAACAAGGUGGAACAGCUGCUCAAAGAAGGCGCUAACCACAGCGCCCGCGCGGCUCACGGAAGGACCAUGCUUCACUUUGCGACUAUGGUUGGGAGCCUACCGAUUGUCAAGCUAUUAUUGAGCUAUGGUCAUCCGUGGAAUUUAGUAGAUGAUGAUUACAAAUCCGUAGGCGAUUAUGCAAAAUCUUUCAAUCAACCUGAGAUUUACGAUUUUCUGCUAGAAGAAGGGGUCCGCACAGAACUCUUGAUGGGACUCAUGCAGAGAAAACUCAAGGCGGAGCUAUUGAAGGAAAAACAAGAAGAACAAGAAGGAGAAGAGAAGGAAGAGAAAGAGGAGGAAAAGCACGUCGAUCAGAAAGAGGUUGAGGCAUUAGUCAAUGUUACAUCUGAGGAUGUUGAACCAUCCAAUUCUUCGUUAUCUGAAAAGGACAAACCAUCAACAGAACCUGCAUCAAAGAAGCAAAAGGUAGAAUCAGCCUCAGAAGUACCCAACGCGUCAUAUUUGUCACAACCACUCCACUACACUGACGACGGUGACCGGCUACUGGAUGCUGAAAGGAAUGGUGUGAUGAUGGGUUGGGAAUUACCCUUAAUGGUUCGUCAUGCCGAAGUGAUUUGCCCCGAAGAAGGACUAAGAGUACUGAAUGUAGGGUUUGGGCUAGGCUUGAUUGACAAAGAACUCCAGAGGCGAUCGCCUGUACAGCACACAAUUAUUGAAGCUCACCCAGAUGUAUACGCAUAUAUGAUCAAGGAAGGGUGGGAUAAGAAACCAGGUGUUAAGAUCCUCUUUGGACGAUGGCAAGAUGUAGUGGAUCAAUUGGAAGUCUAUGAUGGGAUCUUCUUUGAUACCUUUGGUGAAUAUUAUGAGGACCUGAGAGCAUUCCAUGAGGUUGUGCCAAACCAUCUUGAAGAAGGAGGAGUGUAUUCAUACUUUAAUGGACUUGGUGCCACAAACGAAUUCUUCCAUGCUGUGUAUAAUCGGAUUUCUGAAUUGGAACUAAGCGAAAUGGGCUUUACAGUUGAGUACGAAGAAAUGGAUAUCGGCUUGAAAGAAGAGGAAUGGAAUGGUGUUAAGCGUGCAUACUGGACCUUAGACAAGUACUAUCUCCCUAUCUGUCGACUAGAUGGGUUUUAA
Molecule: messenger RNA, 1263 nt
Organism: Lobosporangium transversale
Lineage: Eukaryota; Fungi; Mortierellomycota; Mortierellomycetes; Mortierellales; Mortierellaceae
Product: S-adenosyl-L-methionine-dependent methyltransferase
Exons: 2
Coding region: 1-1263 (420 amino acids)
Biological process (GO): peptidyl-arginine methylation
Cellular component (GO): cytoplasm; nucleus
Molecular function (GO): protein binding; protein arginine N5-methyltransferase activity
Source: RefSeq, a predicted model, not a curated record